UAUGAUACACGAGUUGGAGAAAAAGGAGGUCAGUUAUCAGGAGGACAGAAACAACGAGUAGCCAUCGCUAGAGCUCUAGUUCGCAAUCCUAAAAUAUUAUUACUAGAUGAAGCUACAUCAGCUUUAGAUACAGAAAGUGAAAAGGUAACGUUUUUUUCAAAUAAUUUACUUUUGACUUUAGACUUUGUCCACCAGUUAGAUUUUUCUAGAGCACAUAGCACUUCAAUCUAA
Lottia gigantea (owl limpet) is the source of this 231-nucleotide messenger RNA. RefSeq lists its product as hypothetical. The annotation marks the transcript as partial. The transcript has a single exon. NCBI's taxonomy places the organism in Eukaryota, Metazoa, Mollusca, Gastropoda, Lottiidae. Gene Ontology annotation, biological process: transmembrane transport. Gene Ontology annotation, molecular function: ATP binding; ATP hydrolysis activity; ATPase-coupled transmembrane transporter activity. The record is from RefSeq and is a predicted model, not a curated record.